This is a messenger RNA of Puccinia triticina, 9147 nucleotides long. RefSeq lists its product as uncharacterized. Gene Ontology annotation, molecular function: protein serine/threonine kinase activity; protein binding. The record is from RefSeq and is a predicted model, not a curated record. The transcript has 12 exons. Gene Ontology annotation, biological process: DNA repair. NCBI's taxonomy places the organism in Eukaryota, Fungi, Basidiomycota, Pucciniomycetes, Pucciniales, Pucciniaceae. The coding region runs from base 1 to 9147 and encodes 3048 amino acids.
AUGGCCCCACAUAACACGCGUAUUUCACCUUUGGAUGAGGCCUUGUCCCUCCUGGCAUCGUCCACAGUAACCGAUCGAAAUAAAGGAAUCGAACAAAUCUCCGACUUGCUUGCAAACCCUUCUAAUCUAAAGUCGAUGAAAGAAUCCCGCUGGGCCGAAAUAUUUCAUCAUCUCUUCUCGGCUGCUGACACGGAGAAAUCAGCAAUGUUGAAACCAUCAAACGCUCGAAAAGGCUCGGUCGCCAGGGCAUCAAACCUGAAUCGACUUCGAGCAGCGCUGGCUUUAAUUCGCAAGUGUGUUGCACACUUUGUCUCGCAAUUCAAGCACAAGGUUAUGAAGUUGGUCAUCAAUCGCACGAUGGAAUUGAUCGUCAUUACCUCCAACCGAACCUUAAUGGACGCUAUUGUCCCUGAUUGUAUUCGGAUCUUGCGAGACUUCCUGUCAUACCGCCCUCAUCUAGAGCACCUGGACCAUGGGCUUUCUGCUGAAAUUCUCGCGAUCUGCUUUGCAUCAAUCUUGGAUCGAAAACUCCCCGAAUCUUUCAGGAUUCUUGACAACGAAUCAUUUGCUGUUGAACCAACUUGGAUACGGUCCACUGCGACAGAUCGCUCACAAGCAGCAAGCCAAAGAAUGAUCGAUUCCGCUCAACUGUUAUCGAUCGUCCUUCCCGCUUCCUCAUCAGUUUGUUUGGAGUGCUCUAAAUCCCUGCUGUUCGACUUUCGUCAGGUGUUAGAGAAUUUUCCGCGCGAGACAUCUGCCCAUUUCCAUCUGACAUCUGCACUGCACCUGUUGCUCCGUGAACUCGAACUAAACAAGGGCAGAGACCUGAGUAGAUCGGCGAUCAGCUUGGGCAAUUAUUUGAUCUCCUUAUGGCCAAGCAAGAACAUUGCCUUAAAAGAGCAAAUUGUUCUCUGCUUGACGUACCUGCUUCCUUUUGUAAUUCGUGAAGCUCAACUCAAUCUGAAAAAUUCUGAAUCCCAAGCGUCGCCAAACGCGGAAGACGUGGUCAAGAAGGUCUCACAUGUGAUAUCGAACGAUGCCGAGCUCCACGCUAAAAGUUCGUCAAUAUCGCUAGGUACUCUCCGAUUGGUUGUCCCUCCCACAGGGCUCGAUUCAUCUCUCUUUGGCACUAAGGGCUUCAGUCGCACCCAUUGUGAUGGGGUCGAUAUGGCGACAGAGAGGACUCAGGCCAUCACUUGGGGAGCGUUACGACUAGGUGCAUCUGCUCUGAAUCACCUGACCCAUUCGACUAACCAGCCUUCCACUCGGGCACUAGAGAUUUCCUCGAAACGGCGCAAGGUCGAGAGUGAGCUAGAAAUCUUUCUUCAAGACAUGCAACCUGGAUCGCCAUCCGCUUUCAUUGUUCACCGCAUUCAGUUCUUAACGAUCACUGUUGACCUACAUUGGAAAAACCUUGACUAUCAAUCCCGAUGCAAAAUCACUCAAAGUGUACUCGAGUUACUCCCCUCUGAUGAUCCGAUGGUAAUGAACUGGGCCUUUAUUUUCUUCGGUAGCAUGGCUCAUUGCAUCGUCCUUCCAGGGAGCCUUUCAUCUUCCCAUCGAGAAACGCUGCUCGCUGAUUCAUCGGUACCGAACACUAAGGACUGGGAGCAGAUAUGGUCCUAUGCGAUUCACCGUACCUCAAACCCACUCUGUACUCGCGCAGCCAGCUACGCAGCCUUUUGCAUUUUAAUAACCAAUCGAAUUCCCGUUCACGCCACUUACCACGCUAUCCACGGGUUUUUGCGGGACUUAGAUGUACAGGGGCCACCUUUCCCGUGUGAUUCUGUGUGCGUUCUCAUAUCGGAGUGUCUUGCUUUGGCCUCAGAAAAUCUGCAAUUGUCAGCCUAUGGAUUGGAAGAAAACGUUCUGAGGUGGCUUAAUAAAGCGUGGCCGGAAGUUGACCGUUCUGUGGCUACUUGGAAUUCUCUGGGCGGCUCCCAUCAGCGAAAUAGACGACUUUUACCGGAAGGUUUUGACUCCCAAGCCGCUUUCCAAUUGCUGGUUUCAAUAACAAAACUCCCUGAAGUCACGCUGUCCACUCCAAUGGAAGUACCACCUGAUUGUGCAACAACCGAUGCAUUCACCUAUAUCAAAGCCACCCAAUCUACCAGGUCCUCGAUCUUUCCUUGCUCUCAGUAUCAUAUACCUGAGCUUGAUGCGAAGGCUUAUCCCCGAACGAGCAAUGUCCGCACAAGCCCUCCGGCGGAUGACUCAUCUUACCCCCACUUCAAACCCGAAAUAUCUGCUAUAUUACGCCGAUCUAUGGAAAAUCUAUCACAAGAAUUUGAGGGCGGACAGAGGAACAUCGAGAAAAUUAUCUCUGCUGUGCCAUGUUCUCAUCUCCAAAUGAUCAUCAAGAUGCUAAUCGUUGCGGUAUUAUUCGAAGCCUCAUGUCAAGCCUCGGACAGCGCAUUUCAUCCGGAAAGUGUAAAAUCCAUUGUCUCUGUCUUCGAUGCGACCGUUCGACUGGUUGGAUCGUCCAAGUGGUCACCCCCCGAACGUGCGCGACUUUUGACUUGCUUCGAACCAAUCAUCUUGCCUUCAGUCGACAGGAGUGCGACCAUCCCAUUUGAUGGCUUGGCGCAACCAGGAGCGGCAUCUGGUAUCGCAUUGAAGCACCGCUCAAAUUUGGAACUCGGAAAAUCCAAUUCGGAUGGCAGACUUCUUGUGGGCAGCGUUCCAUCACAGCUUCAUUAUGAAAUUGCUCCAUCUCAGGUUUGGUCUGCUAGUCUAGUCAUGCGGCCGCAGCUCGAGGCACUCUCGAAGAUGUGCGAAAGGCUUUUACAAUCCGUAUCUUCAAUGACUACGUCUACUACACCUGGGAAUGCAACCGAAACCCAUCUUGUACAUACUCAAGCCACGGGAACAACAAUCGACUUUGAAGAAGAAGAUGAAGACGUCGUAGUUGGUGAUAGCCUACCAACGCAUGGAGGAUCAACGGCUGAUAAUUCUGAUGGUUCCAUGAAAAGAAACUUUCGUACCGGUCUGGGGAGCAUUUGGACUGAGCGGGCUACCUUGGUCGUGACCAGUGUUUGUGUACGAACUAUAAUCACUUGCGCGAGGAGCUUAAGUCAUCCCCCUAAAUCCGUCUGCCCCCUGCCACUACUUUCGACGAUGUCAGAUUGCGUGGGCUUUGAAAUGGUCUAUGUGGGGUCUCCCGUAGUUGAAUGUAUCCUUGGCGGAUGGAUUACUCUCGCGGCAGAUGAAGCCGACCAGCUCCUUCAACAUAUUGGGGAUACCUACUUAUCUACCUACGCGUAUUCUCAAAAUAUCGGCAUGCGCAAAUUUUCUCUGCGAGUCGUUCAAGCUACUCUGCCUCAUUGGCAAGAUGCGGCUGAGGACAUCCAGAAAGAUGUCGAGGUAACAGCUCAUCAAUUGUUGGAAUAUAUGAAUUCGCAAAUGCUUCAAGGAAAACUAAGGUCUUGGGAGGUGCAGUGCGAGUUGAGUUGUUUGCUUGAUGCCUGUACUCAAUCAAACCUUCCUCAGACGAGCUGGGCGCCCUUCACAAUUGAGGGAGAUCAAGAUGUAGUCUCGUCUCGACCAUCUGACCUCAUGCUCCGGUUUUUGGAAGACCAAGACUACCGGGUACGAUACCGAGCCGCGCUUUUUGUGUCUCGCCCGUUCGAGUUGGCGCAUUCAGCAAAUGUAUAUCCCGUGGAAUACUGGCGACAAGUGGUUCAGCAUCUCGAUCUAUGCCUAACAUCCGGCCAACUGGAGCUUUUAUUGACCGCGACUUUAUCUAUGGUCAACAUUUUCGUAGUCAAUGAAGAAAUUCGACCUCGGGUCUAUGACCAACUCUUACAGCUACUCCGCGAUCCGCCAACUUGUCCUGACAAAGCUCUCCAUUAUCAAUUGGGAUACGGGCUUCUCGGGCGUGCUUCCUGUCAGUUGGGCUUUACCUCGACCAUAGACCUCUAUAAGUUCUACGCGGCGCAUAUUGUUCGAGUGCAACUGGAGAAGCAAGAGUCGCCCCUCAUGUGUACUGAACAUUGUGUUGGCUAUCGACUAAAACGCCACGAGAGUGAAGAGUUAGUUUAUGGCCAUUUUUUGGCAGUUGGCCCCUUUCUCUACAUAGAUGAUCAGGAGUCUUUCAAGAAAUGUGCCGACGCCGCUACUUUGAAGGAGGACGAUGCUCUUCGCCUAUGCUCGCCUGCUAUAGCCGCGGAACUACUUGCUCGCGCUUGUACGCAAAUCGCCUCCAUGGAUUGUACACCCAACGGCAUCGAUGAAAUAGUUGAACCGACGCUCAAGAUUAUGGGUAAAAAGUUGAAACUUCAGCGAGGCAUAAUGCAGACGGAGAGUGAGCGGGUGAUUGUCCAUUUAAUGCGUUUAGUGCAUGUUUCGCCUGAAGACCUAGAUAUGAUUUCAAGCCGCUUGAUUCAAGACACUGCACAACGUAACGUCUUUGAAGUCCUUAACUCCAGUUUGCGCGAAAAAACAGUUUGUGAACCUGCCUUGCCCUUUUACCCGAUCUUGCACAUCGCACAAGGUAUCAAGUGGCUUGGAGACCGCCACUCACUUUUCACUAAACCUGCCUUGGUAUACAACGUCCUUUGUCAGACCUUUGCUUCGUUGGCCUGCUGCCAUUUCACAAAUGAUCGCCUGAGAAUUCUUCAUUCCCUGAGCAUCUAUGUGUCGCUGUCUCACUGUACAAUCUCUUGCUCUCUGCCGAUUCUUAGCCUGAUCAUCCAAGCUUUGACCCCGCUUAUAUCUAAUGACGACAUUUUUCAAUCCGUGUGUAAAUUCGCCCAAUGGACUAUUUUGAAGGCUCUCCAGCCCUCUAACGCGAACCUCAAGGGACAUGCUUCAAUGGGUCCCCUGAUCAUCUCUGUCGCCGAUUCAAUGAAACAGUUGGCCGAUUCAACCUCCUCACUCCCAUCAGACAUCAUCUGCGCGACUGAGUUCAAUUCAUGGCUGUUGGCGCAUGUCACAAACACGAGAAAAUUGGGCACAACGGAAUACCAAAAGCUUUGUCAUAGUCUUUUAUUCCAUUGGCCAGAAAGUCAUGAAAUACAAGUUGAAGACGGCGCAAUCAAAUCAGUGCUCGGCAGCUCUACUGGCCUGGAAUUUAAAUUGAUCCAUCACCUACACGCCCGAAACUUCCCAGAAAGUACAACUGAAACCGGAAAUAUCCUAUACAGCUUACUAGCAUCUGCUCAAAACUUGAAGACCGAAAUCAAAAUUGAAGAUUGCCAGGCCUACUUGAAGUUGCUGUACCAAAACUCGGGUGUUUUGAUAUCACCUCGACUAGGAGAGUCAACGCAUAACAAAUCAAAUGCUAGUUUGGAAGAACGGUCUUUGGAUUCAGAACCUGAAAUCAUCUCCCAAAUAUAUGCUCUUGUUGUAUCACAUCUUCAGACAUACGAUUUUCAGCUACUUUGUUCUCUGACGAAUUUCUUACGAAGAGCAUCUAUUCUCGAGGUUCUACCGCACUUUACUGGAAGCAGAUUCUCACUGGCGCCUCUGUUGAUUGAAAAAGCCAGGCUGACUUGUCACCACUCUGAAUAUCUGGAAUAUCCGGUUCACCGAGUCUCUAAGCCUAGACAUGUUCCAGAUUUUACCUCCCUGGUCCAAUUAGCUGACUCGCCGCAUCACUGGACACUUGGCUUUCUAAAUCUCCUGAUCGCUUCCCGAGCCCAAGCGCGACAGUUUUACGUCCAACUCAUCCCUUUGAUUGAAAUGAAUGACGAGCUUGCAGCUAAGUUGCUUCCACAAGUACUGCAUUCUUGUUUACUUGAAGAGAUUGACUCUGCUGAGUCUAAUAUGAGAAAAACGGUUUCCAGCCAUAUCCAGACCAUACUUGCUUCCCAUUCGACUCACCGAGAUGUUGUUAUUCGCGUUCUAGAAUUGGUGAUUUACUUAAGAUUCCAUCUAAGACCCGGGCAGAAUCCUCUCGGAAACAAUACAUGGCUUGACAUCCCAUGGUUAGAGUUGGCAAAGCACGCAACUCAAUGGCGAAUGGCAGCUUCUGCUUUCUUGUUUAUUGAGAUUGCGCGCGAAGAAGGCCUUUUAAUUGAUGUCUCAAAACCGCUCAAUGGUGAUCUUCAGUCUUUGCUCGAGCGCCUGUACAGCAUUUCACCGGAGCCAGACGCAUUUUACAGUUUAAUACCCUCGAAUCCUACAAAUUUUCUGCUUCAGCGCUACCAGCACGAGCAUCAGUGGGCUUCUGCUUUUGCAUAUCAUGGCGCUCUACUCGAAGGUGCCAGCAUCAAAUCCCAGACAUUCUGUGAAGAAAUGCCAUCCCUUGCCGGCUACCUCUCAGGGAAUGGCUUGAACCGACUAGCUCACAUGGUUCUUCACACCCACAGUCUCAGUCAGGACCCAAGCAAAACCUACGACACCGAGACCGAAAACUCAUCUACAUUACCUUUUGAGUUGGCGUGGCGUGCGUCUGUUUGGGAUUUACCCGCGGUAAACCGACUGGGUGUUGAUUCAUCGACUAGAGUCUAUAGCAGCUUGAAAUCAUGCUACAGAGACCGAGAGACGAGCGCACGAAUAAACGCCACAAGCAACUGUCUAUUAGGUCAAUUUAAGGAACUAAUCAAGAUCACUGCUGACCGUGUUCAGCCCAGCUCACAAGAUAUUGGGUCAGCUUUGGCAUUAAGUGACAUUUUGAACUGGCUGAAGGAUCCUCGAAAGGAUGAUUUCGAGUCCCUCGUUUCUCUGCCUCCGAGUUGCCAGUAUAAUGUGCUAGAGCGAGUAUCUGCCGUUCGAAGAAGCCUACUACAAAUAGUAAUCGAGCAAAAACAAUCCGAAGUUGCUCAAGAUAAAGCGAGACGUACGGCUGCUCGAGAGGCAGAAUUGAAGUUGCGCAUCAGGACUAGUCAGGCGGCACGUCAUUCUGGAAAUGUCCAAGCGGCAGUCAACAUCAUUGUCCCAUCUUCCAACUUGACCGAUAAAGAAUUGGGGGACACGAUUUUGCAAGCCAAGGAGGAAUUUGCUCGGGUGUUAUGGGCCAAAGGUGAACAAGCCCUCGCGCUCAAUAUAAUGAAAGAAGUUCAAGCAGUGCAAAAAAAACUUCCAGAUUCUGCAGUGCAACUUUGCCAGAUAGGAGAAUGGAUUUCAAUUGCCCGGCUAAGUGCCCCCACGGAGAUCGUCGAUCAAUAUUUUGAAAAGGCCAUUCAAAGUCUCGAUAGCUCUCAGUAUCCUGAAGCGUUGGGCGAGAUUUCUUACAGCUACGCCAAAUUCGCCGAUCAACAAUAUCAUAAAAUGCAUGAUUCCGAGGAGAUGAAAAAGUUGAAGAAGUCUACUAAAAGGCUACAAGCAGAAAUCAAGGGAGCUGCAAAGCUUGCUAAAGUCGAUGGAGGCGCUAAAAAGGUGAAGGCACUGAAGGAAAGACUUCUUGAGGAAGACAGCGACAGACUCGACUCUCUUUCUAAACUUCAAACUCGGUACUUAUCUUCAUCGCUCAACAUGUAUUUGUCUUGUCUCUCUCAUGGUGACAAAAGAGAUCAGGUCAUUUUCCGGUUUGUCUCGCUUUGGUUGGAACACCACUCCGAUGACGCUUUGAAUAAGGCUAUUUUUACCCAGCUAAACUUGGUACCAACGCAUAAAUUUAUACCAGUGGCCAAUCAGUUGUCGGCACGGUUGAGCAAGCAAUCGUGCUCGGAAUUUCAGAAAGCCCUGGGUCAUCUGAUUGUUCAACUCUCCCAAGAUCAUCCUUUCCAUAUUCUCUUUCAGAUUUUAUUACUUCAGCGAGGAAUAGAAUCUAGUUGCCUUGAUAGCCUGAAUACCUCUAGAUCUCGCCGGACUUCGAAUAUAACUUCAGCCAAUACUCUCUCUCCUGCGGAUCGCUCGCGUGCAGAGGCAGCCAACAGUGUGCUCAGCGAAAUAGUUCGCAACGGACCCAGGCAAAAAGUUAUCAAAGAACUUUUGAUGGUACACAAGGCCUAUAAAGAAUGGGCGUCGUAUCCUUUAAAGGCCGGUAAAAACCCGCCGAAGCCAGGCACCCGUGCACAAAUCCCUGCACAUCUUUCGGUGAACAGUCUUAAAGACCUUAUUGUUCCAAUUUCGACAUUGCGUAUACCAAUUGAUAAAACGCGGCGCUACAUCCCGGAAAGCAUGCCUUGCAUCAACAGCUAUGAUGCCCCAUUUACGGUCGCCUCGGGUAAAAGCACACCAAAAAUUACGACGUGUCGGGACUCAAAUGGGAUUUCUUACAAGCAACUCUUCAAAGGAGGCGAUGAUACCCGACAAGAUGCGAUCAUGGAGCAGGUAUUCGAAUUAGUCAACAAUGUCCUCGAGCGCGACCCAGAAUGUCAGAAGAGAAGGUUGAGUUUCAAGACUUAUAUUGUGAUCCCCCUAUCUCCCGAUACUGGGUUGAUUGAAUUUGUCAAGAACACAUCAUCGUUGUUGGACAUCCUAAAGCCGGUGCAUGUCAAAUAUAACGAGCCGCCAGACUGGAGUUUGAAAAGAUUGUGGGAAUAUGUAGCCGCCCGGGGAAGCGCUGAUGAAAGAAUAACAAGGUAUCAAGAAGUUAUCACACAUUGUCGACCAGCCAUGAGGUUUUGGUUUUGGGAAUCUCAAAAAUGUCCACAGAAAUGGUACGAGAUGCGUCUCAAUUUCACCAGAUCGGCGGCGACUACUUCCAUAGUAGGUCAUAUCUUAGGGCUAGGAGACCGACAUCUAUCCAACAUUCUACUCGAUCAAGUGACCGGAGAGGUCGUCCAAAUUGAUCUUGGAGUAGCUUUUGAUGCAGGAAAAUUAUUACCAAUACCUGAACUGGUGCCUUUUCGACUCACCCGAGAUAUAGUUGACGGAUUUGGAGUGGCAAAAACUGAAGGCGUCUUUCGCCGAUGUUGCGAGCAAACUCUGCGUGUUUUGAGAGAAAAUAAGUGGUUGAUAAUGACGAUUUUAGAUGUCCUCAAACAAGAUCCCCUCCAAUCAUGGAUUGUUUCCAAGCAAGAAGAAAAGAUCAAGCAAGGGGCAAAGCAAGAUGCGGAGUGCAGCGGAGAAGAAGAUCAAGAAAGUUUUGAACAGUCUAUUACCGAAGCCCCAGAACAAGCUUCAAGAGCAUUGGCUUCUGUCGAGGAGAAGUUGUCGAGCAAUUUAAGCGUGGAAACUACAGUUAACCAGCUUAUCCUCGAAGCUACGUCUGUUGAAAAUUUAGGAUCUAUCUACUGCGGAUGGAAUGCCUUUUACUGA